AUGACUCGGACAGUUUACUUAAAUGGCUUGCAGAGAGCUCUCGCCGUGCAGUUGUGUUGGUUGCAAGGUCAACACGCAUCACACAACUGCGUUUUUGUGGUAAAGGAAAAUAAAUCAGCUGAGAGAACGGGAUUUGAAAAUGGUAGCGUGCCUCAAUAUUCCAUCCGUUUGUCGUCGACUCAAAAACGAGAAAAAAAACAUCAACAAUCGAACAAACUAGAGGUGAAGAGUGGAUUUAAAAUCAUCACCUUUACAGUCUAUUCUACCUUCCUGGUUCAAUUACCGCCAAUUCAUUAA
Messenger RNA from Clunio marinus, 297 nucleotides. The record is from the annotation of a GenBank genome assembly. NCBI's taxonomy places the organism in Eukaryota, Metazoa, Arthropoda, Insecta, Diptera, Chironomidae.